GAUGGCAAAAAAGUUAUUCCGCUAAAUUCGCUGAGUUGAGAAAAUUCUUUAUUUGAGUGAAAAACCCUAUUAGUGCUGAGAAAAAGCAAAAGUAUCGUGUGGAAAAGUGAAAAUAAAGCUCACGGAUUGUGUUUCUCAAGAAGAAACGCAGAGAAAAUGACGGAUACUCCGGGUGAUUCCACCCCAACCCCAAUGCGACACUACAUCUCUGAAGGGGGCACCCAUGUCUCACGCACUCUGCCCCGAUGCGCAGUUUGCAAUGAAUCUUACAGCUUUCCCGGAAACACGAAUAAGUACCAUCAACAUUUGCCGGUAUUGCUGACAUGUGGCCACAUGAUCUGCGAAUCAUGUCUCCGGACAAACAAGACACGAAACUUCAUCAAGUGCCCCACUUGCAAUACUCUCAUUGCGCUAACGUUCAAGAGGAAAACCACCGAACAAUUUGAGUUCAAUUUCUACGUAUUCGGCCUGAUUAAGUUCAUCACCACAUUUGGUGACAGGGAGGAGUCCGGACAGACUCAGGCUCCAGCUGUGCCAAAGUGUGGUGAAUGUUCUCUUCCUGUGGCUGACCGGAAGUGCCUUCAGUGCGACUCCCUCUUCUGCCAUGAUUGCUUCAAGACAGUCCAUCAGUUCAAUGUCUUCCGAUCGCACCAAUCGCUUGAAUUGACAUCCUCAGUGAAAUUUCAACAUAUUCCCACACACUGCGAAACACAUCCCGGGAAGCAAGUUAACUUUUACUGCGAGACAUGCGAUAAGGCAAUUUGCUUGGAUUGCAAAACCCAAAUGCACCUAAUUCAUGUGGUGUGUCAGCUGUUUGAGAGGAAUGUCGCCACGCAGAAGGAGAUCCCAGCGUAUAUCACGCUCCUCGAUCAGCUGAAUCAGCUAAACAAGAUGUCAGUAGAGACGUGCAAAGCUGCAUUGCAGAAGGAAAAGUUAUAUGCACAACAAAUGAUUGAAGAGAUUUCGCAGCAUUUUAUCGGGCUACAUGGCUCCCUUCAGCUUGUUGAGUCGCAACUUGUGAAGAGAGUGAAGGAUCGUUUUGGUGAGAAUCUCGUGAAGAUUCAAGCAAUGCAGGAGAAUCUCAAAGCAAAUCAGGAUCAAAUUGAGACGAAUAUGGAGAAAGUCACCUACUACUCACGCAAUACACCGUACAAUUUGGAUUUGGAGUCCCUCCUGCGAGACAUCAGUUCAUUUGCAAAGGAGAUGCCGUGUGAUUUGAAUGUUUGCCAAUCACCACAUAAUCCAUUUACAUUCCAAAAGCCCCCGGUACCGGUUAAUUUGGCCGAUGGGUAUGCCCUAAAGUGGGAUGAGGGUAUUUCAAUGUUCCUCAAGCCGUGUCAGAGUAUUUCAUCGCCACCGCACUAUCAGCGAAGUACGGCCCAACCCGAAAUGUCCAAACAGCUUUUUCGUGACCCCCUCCGAGAGCACAGACAGCUUCGUGAGCUGCGUGAGCACUGUGAGCACCGUGAGUCAUUGUCACGAGAGCACAGCCGAGAGUACGGAGAACACCGAGAAUUCCGGCAUAAGAAUAAGGAGAGGCUUUCGGGUCGAAAGGCCCAGUCUGAGGCAGAACUUACCGGGUCAUCGCGUGAUUCAUCACGACCGAAAUCAAUGGAACUCAUGGAUGUUGAUGAGCCAAAGGUGCGAAAGCAUCGAAAAUUAUCACACCGUGAGAAAUCCCGCGAAUCAAGUGGUGAGAGGCAUUCGCGGAAGGGGACGACGCUUUUCCCUAAGAUAUCGCUUUUGAAGAGUAUUCAAUCGGAAUCGGUGAAUGUGAGUCAUAUAAAGAAUCCACAGGAGAUUUACAUUCAGAAUCUCACAUUUGCUUCGAGUACGGCAUAUUUUUUCGAGAUGUGUGCCAAUAUGGCGAACGAAGGGGUUAAGGCGGAGGAAAUUGUUGCCAAUGAGAUGUACCUGAUGAAGGAUACGUCGGAUGGUCGUGAACGAUGGUACCGGUGUGAGUUGAAGCAUCACUAUGUCAAGGAGAAGUUGUAUGAGGUGCAACUAAUUGACUUUGGGAAUUUGCGCAAAGUGACCAAGAGUCUCCUACGUACGUGUCCGGAUGAGCUGAAGAAUCAACCACGUGGGGCGACACAGUGUACGUUGUACAAUAUUCAUCCGAAGAAGGGGCAAUGGACAGAUGAGGCAAAUUGUUUGCUCUCUGAGCUAAUUCUGUCGGAUUCAGUGACUAAGAUGACAAUGGGAAUGGAGGGGGAUGCUCAUGUGGUGGAUUUGAUUGUAAUGAAGAAUCUCACACCAAUCUCAAUUCGUGAGACACUCGUCAAAGUCAAUCUGGCACGCCAUAUACCCACAAAUGAUCCACAAAUGCUCAAACUCAUCUCGGAGCUCAAUAAGUACAUUAAUGCAGCCCACACCACAAGUCCAAAAUUCUACUCACAAACUAUCGCAGUGGGUGGAUAUUUUGCACCCAAAGUCAUCCAUGUUGUCUCACCGUUGGACUUUUAUGUAAUGAAGGCAAUGGAUGUCCCAAUGUAUGAGGAGCAAAUGUACGCAAUGGAUAAGUAUUACAACGAUCGACAGGAGCAGCGAAUUUACAGUCCGGAAAAUAAGAUGCCCGUGGCGAUUAAUCACAAUGGUCAUUGGCACCGUGGGGAGGUGACGAGUGUGAAGGGACCGCUGCAGGUGGAAGUGAGAUUGGUGGACGUUGGGACGGUGAUCACGGUGCAUUUGAGGAGUCUCCGUACACUUCACAGUGAUUUCAUGAAGCUCUCCAAGGGGGUCAUUGCUUGUUCCCUCGCCCACGUGGCUCCGUGCGAACAGAACGACUACCAGUGGCCCCGUGAAGCACUUGAGACCUUCUGUGCAUUGACAAAUAGCGAUAAUUUGGAGCUCUUUGUACACAGCACCCACACCUCAAAGCGCAACACCUUCAACGUGACACUCUACAGUGUGCGAAAGGAUAAGAAUAUUUCCAUAAAUGCUCAACUUGUUCAAUUGGAAUUUGCAACAUCCACUGGGACUGAGAGUGUUCAGGUUGAAUUUUACAAAGACAUUGAAGAAUUGACCGAUGAUGAUCCGGUAAAUGCCACAAAAAUUUCCAUUCCAUCAACAUCGAAGGACACAAAGCGAUCAUUCCGUAUCAAUUCCAAAAUUCUCAACAUAAUCAAUCCAGGAGAAUUUUAUGUGAUCUUCAAGCACAACAUGACACUAGUUGAUCAAGUUCAGCGAAGAAUUCAGAAUCUAAUGGCCAAAAGUGAGGCACCAUUGUUGCCACAGGAUUGGCAAAUUGAUGAUAUGUGCUGCGUAAGGGUAGAGUUGCCCGAUGAUCCGGUUUGUGAGUGGCGUAGGGCAAUUGUUAAGGAUAUCGAUGAAUCAUCUGGGAUGUAUGAUGUCUUCCUCGUGGAUGCAGGUGUUCAAGUGCGCGUGAAAAAGGAGCUCACUGCUCCAGUUCCAUCUGAAAAACUAAAAGCUACCUUCUUUGCGGCCUUUCUGUGCCAUUUGUCGCACAUUGCACCCACAGCGGGGAGCAAAGUGUGGCCAUCGUCGGCAAUUGAUAAGUUCAAGAGCUACUGCAACUCGAAGAAGUUUGAAGGGUACGCCGUGACAAUGGUUGGACGUUCUGUGAACAAUUCCAUACCUGUGGUACUCUGGGGACGCAUGGAGGAGGAUGAUCCACUUCAACCGACCAUUGUGCGUUGGAAGAAUAUCAAUGAGUCGCUUGUGAAGCGUGGCUAUGCGCAUCUUACGGAGAAAUUUCCCGCGACAUUUGACAAUGAAAUUGCCGAAAUGGAACUUCAGUUGAAGAAUCAUGAAUUUCAGCAAUUUAUUGAGAGUCUCAAUAAGAGUUCCCUGAUGGAGACGGCGGUAAUUGAUGUGGAUUCGUGGGAGAGUAAACUCACGUCGGAGAUUACAGCUGUGCUGGAGUGGAAACCAGCAGAACCGUGGAAGGAGUCAAUUUUCUUAGGGGUGGCAACGUAUGUGGAUAAUAAUGGGAUCAUUCACAUGUACAAUGUGAAGAAUCGCAAUCUUCUCGAUAAGAUGCGUAUAAUUGCCGAUGAGGUUCUCCGGGAGACCCUUCCGUCGCCAGUUGAGCAGUUCUGGGCGAAGAAUCAGCCGUGUAUGGCAAAGUAUCAGGCUGAGGAGAAAUUCUUCCGUGGCGUUGUGAGGCGUGUGGACAAGGAGAAGGGGCAGUGCUUAGUGCAAUUUGUCGAUUAUGGGAAUAUUGAGGAGGUAUCCUUCAAGGAUAUGCGAAAGAAUCUUCUCUUUGGCAACAUUCCCAUUCAAUCGUAUCGCUUUAAAUUUGUCAAUCUCGUGCCAAUUAAGCGUGAAGAGCCGUGGCCGUGUGAUGUGCUGGAUAAAAUGCACGCCUACACGACGGGGCAUGAAUGCAUUGCAAUGCUGAAUGGUCCUCCGGAGGACAAUGGUACAGGAUUGUAUGAAAUGGUGAGUCUCCGGAUGGGGAAUAUUGAUCUUGUGGAUUAUCUGCUGCAGAAUGAUUAUGCAGCUCGGGCACUACCAGAGACAGCAGCAACGGUGGUUCAGUGCACUCAGCUGGAGUGCUUAAAACCCGAUGGGAAGACAAAGGUGAAGACUGAACCACCGGAAUUGGAUUCAAUCAGCAAAUAUCGGGAGUAUUUCAAUCAGAAGGACAUCAAGGAGCAAACUCUCCUCCUUUCGGAGAAUGAUGAUCUCGAUGAGGAGGAAUCAACGGAUAAUUCCGACUACAAAGAGGAUCCAAGUUCAGAUGAAUCAGAUGCGGAUGAACCAUCCCCCCUGGGGGGUGCAAUGAAGAAAUAUCGCGGGGAUGAUGAUGAAGAAUCCACCGUUGAGCACUUUAACCCGCUGUACACGUCAACAGAGGUCCCAAAAGGACGUGAAAUGUUCCCCUAUUUGGAGCUAGAUAAGGACUGUAGGGGAUUCUAUGGGAAAACCACCGAAUUGAUGUCCCCACUUGAAUUGUACUUCUGCCCUGAGAUUGAAUCGCACACACUGAUGCACACAAACAUGGAGAAGUGCCUUCAGGAUGCAGCUGCGUGGUACACCCCUGUAGACAAAGUGAACCCCACAACGGCCUACCUUGCGCGCUACGAUGAAGAUGGUCGUUGGUAUCGGGCCAUUGUGAAUUCCGAUAAGAUCAUUGAAGAUGAGAUUUACGUGCGUUUUGUUGACUAUCUCAAUACGGAAAUGGUGAAUUUGAAGUACAUCAAGCCACUCCAUGAGAACUUCCAGUGUAUCCCACUCCGCAACAUUCACGUACGUCUUGCGGAUGUGAAGGUGAAUCCACGCUAUCAUGCCAUCGAUGCAGAACGUGAACUAAGGGUGAUGCUGCACCAGAAGAGGGUCUAUGCGAAGAUUGUGAAGAUCGGAUCCCCUCAUCUCGUCAAGCUCUACGCAGAUAAAGAUGAUGAAAAUGUGAUUUAUCAGUCUCUCAUUGACAGGCGCUUCUUCGUCUCAACUGGUAAAAAUUAAAACAAUUUCAUUUACCUAGUGUUUUUGUUGCCUUUCUCGGCAUUCUAAAGGAUGAUCUCCUAUCAUGUUUCUCAUUUUUUUUCUUUUAAAUCCAUAACUAAAAUAACAAAAGUUAUUUUUCAUUGAAUUUUUAUAUUUUCAUAUUCUGAAGUCUUAAAGAAAAGCGUUAAAAAUAAACUGAAUUAGUGUUCCAAGAAAACGUACCAAAUAAAGAUAUAUUCAUACUUUUGCCAA
This is a messenger RNA of Lutzomyia longipalpis, 5664 nucleotides long. RefSeq names its product RING finger protein 17 (gene qin). Gene Ontology annotation, molecular function: zinc ion binding. The record is from RefSeq and is a predicted model, not a curated record. The transcript has 11 exons. The coding region runs from base 157 to 5430 and encodes 1757 amino acids. NCBI's taxonomy places the organism in Eukaryota, Metazoa, Arthropoda, Insecta, Diptera, Psychodidae.